Messenger RNA from Cydia pomonella (codling moth), 2802 nucleotides. RefSeq names its product LIM/homeobox protein Lhx3 (gene Lim3). Bases 916 to 2079 code for a protein of 387 amino acids. Lineage: Eukaryota; Metazoa; Arthropoda; Insecta; Lepidoptera; Tortricidae. The record is from RefSeq and is a predicted model, not a curated record. The transcript has 8 exons. Gene Ontology annotation, biological process: regulation of transcription by RNA polymerase II; neuron differentiation. Gene Ontology annotation, molecular function: DNA-binding transcription factor activity, RNA polymerase II-specific; RNA polymerase II transcription regulatory region sequence-specific DNA binding. Gene Ontology annotation, cellular component: nucleus.
UGCUAUUAUUAGAAUUAAACUACUAGGUAAAUUGUAAUAUUAUUAGGUGGUUACGUACUAAUAUAGAAAAAUCACUUUUUUCAGACUGUUAUAUUCUUUAUUACCAGAUAUUCCUCAUGGGUAAAACUAAAACUCAAAUUAGCUACUGAGGAAGCUUAACCCAUUUGAAUAAAAAUAUAAAUACCCAUUUGAAUAAUAAUAAUAUAGUAAUAGUUUAGGUCCAGUUUGUGUAGGUACCUAAACCGUUCUUUAGCUGGUCUUUUGCAAAAUAAGCACAAUUGGAUCAAUAAGAGUAAUUAAACAAACAAAAUGCCUGCACCAGAUACUCGGCUCUCGCUACGAGAACUCUACCAAAGAAAAGGUAUCUCCCUCUAUAUAAAAAGUUAACGUAAAUUUUAAACAUGAGUACAUGCCCAAAAUAUACGCACUAUUAUAUAUUUUUAUAUUCUUACUAAUAUCGACAAGCAAUUAUUGGAAUUAGUAAAUAAAUAUACUUUCUUAGUGCCAAUAAUUUCUGUCUUGUUUGGGUUAUCAAAAUUGCUGCCAACUUAUCUUGGUCUGAGUCUAGUUAUUUUUUAAUUAUUAUUUCGUUUGAAGAAGCGCACAAUAGGUUAGGUAUAUUGGGUGAAAGCACUACUGCUAAAAACUUUAAGGUACCCACAAAAAAUACAAGAGCAUUGCCACGGACACCUGUCUGCGAAGCACUAGAGCAAUGCAGGCGUUUAAUAUCUUGUAUGGAACUGUGCGAAAAUUUCUGCAAUCGAUCGAUGGGUGUGCCUGUGCCUGGAUUGGUCGAUGGGCGUGGUGGCUGUUAUCGCCGAAAAGGCAGCGGCCAAUAGCGUAGAGGUAGCGAUAAGAGGGUUGGGGUUGUGAACCCUCAGUGUACCGGUCGCAUCGAGACGGGACGGGUGUGCCAUGCUGGGUACCAUGAUGUACCCCGCGGAGGAGGCCGAGAUAGAGGACAUGCGCGUGCCGCCGAUCCAGCUGGAGCACCUGCCCGAAGUGUUCCUGUCCAGUAUCCCGAAGUGCGGCGGCUGCCACGAGAUGAUAGUGGACAGAUAUGUGCUGAAAGUGUCAGACCGAACGUGGCAUGCCGGCUGCCUGCGCUGCGUCGAGUGCCGUGCCAUGCUGUCCGGCAAGUGCUUCGCGAGGAACAACCAGCUUUAUUGUACAGAUGACUUUUUCAAGCGGUUCGGCACAAAAUGCGCGGGCUGCGGGCAGGGCAUCCCCCCCACGCAGGUGGUGAGAAGGGCGCAGUCGCACGUGUAUCACAUGCGCUGCUUCGCGUGCGCGGCGUGCGCGCGGACGCUGAACACGGGGGACGAGUUUUAUCUGAUGGAGGAUGGGAAGCUAGUCUGUAAACCGGACUAUGAAGCGGCUAGAGCCAAAGGCGGAGAAGGAUCAUUAGAUGGUGACGCGGCAAGCAAGCGGCCACGAACGACGAUCACAGCGAAGCAACUAGAGACCCUAAAGAGCGCGUACAGCAGUAGUCCGAAACCUGCACGCCAUGUCAGAGAGCAGCUCGCGCAGGACACGGGACUGGAUAUGCGCGUCGUUCAAGUGUGGUUUCAAAACAGACGAGCGAAAGAAAAGCGACUAAAGAAGGACGCGGGGCGCACGCGCUGGUCGCAGUACUUCAGGUCGAUGAAGGGAGGCGGCAGCGGGUCGCCGCGCCACGAGCGGCUGCUGGAUAAAGACGAGUUGAAGAUAGACCUGGACUCCUUUAGUCACCAUGAUCUCAGUAACGAUAGCUACAGUACAGUAGCGCUGGGUGGCGACGAGGGCUCGCCGGCGGGCGGCGGUGGCGCGGGCGCUACCGGCGGGGUGCGCUACGCCGCCACACCGCCGUACCUACGCGCACAUUCACCACCCCCGCAUCCUCACUACCACUACCCUCCAGACCACCUCGUUUACACUAAUAUUGGUCAAGCCAUGAGUGGCGCCGGAAUAGGCGCGGGCGGCGCGUCGGAUCUCAGCAGUUCGUCGUCUCCAGCCGCGGGAGCUUACCCCGACUUCCCGCCGUCCCCCGACUCGUGGCUCGGAGAGCCUCACCACUAUUCACCCAGAGGCUUCCCCUAGCGACGGCCGCCGCCGGCGCACGCGCAGCCCGCGCCCCCGCCGCUCCCCGCGCCCUACCCCCCGCUCGCGCUCGCGCAGCCGCUCGAGCUCGUCGUCAAGCGGGAGCUGUGACCCGCGACUGAACCGUGACGAUGAGACGAGAUGCCAAUAAGUUCAUAAGGAUCAAACUGGAAUUGGAUACCUUUACGCAAAAUGAACGUUUAUUAAACACAAAAAUAUACCUAAUCAGGACUGUAAAUAAAAUAAAAAUGGAACAAUAAAAUCGGUUUACGAUUUUAAAGUAAAUAACGGAUACAGUUACCGUUACCACUUUGUGUCACACGAUUUUUACUGUUGUGGUGUUUUGUGGUGUGCUGGAUGUAUCUUCAAAUGUGAGCACAAAAUAAGCAUUUUGAAUCGCCUUACUAGUAGCAAGGUACUCUGUAAAUAAAUUAUUAGAAUUCAAAUGUUAAAAUAUGUACAAUAUAAAUUUCUAAUAAAAGACGUCGAUAUACUUAAGUAUUUAUUUAUUAAGAUUAUUUUAUUAUCAAUUACCUACUUACGACAUAAUUCAAUGUUCGACAAAUUAUAUAACAUAUUGUACAUAUGCGUGAAUAAGUGUUAAUUUAGCGGACAGUUAUCAAUAAGUCUAUAGUGAUAUAAUACUUUGUGCAAAAUAAAUUCUAGUCGAGAAAUUAAUGGUAUAAAUUACUAUGAUACAUGAAUUAUACCUACGUACCAUAA